This is a messenger RNA of Haemonchus placei, 1137 nucleotides long. The record is from the annotation of a GenBank genome assembly. NCBI's taxonomy places the organism in Eukaryota, Metazoa, Nematoda, Chromadorea, Rhabditida, Trichostrongylidae.
AAUUCAGUAGGUUUUUUGUCUUCACAGUUGUUCUUGCGAGUUGAAAACAGAGUGAAUACGUGGAGAUCGGUUCAUCUGGGGACUCAAAGCCGACAGAAUCAAAUAAUUGAUGCUCAAAUUGAAAAGGAUAGGCAAUUACAGAAGAAAACUUUGAAAAUUUUAUUACUAGGAGGUCCUGGAUCAGGAAAGAGUACGAUAUUCAAGCAAAUGAAAAUUCUGCAUAUGAAUGGCUUCACUGACGCCGAUUAUGUUAACUUUCGCUACCUGGUUCAUAGUAAUGUUGUACAGGCCAUCACCCAAUUGUUGAGGGCUGCUGAACAAUUCGAAUAUUCUCCUGAUGACUGUGAUAAAUUGAAGCAAGCCUUGGAUUUUUUUCGAGUUUACAAGGAACAAGUGAGACCGUCGGAGGUAGAACUCAGUUUGGAGCUAUCACGAGCGAUUUCUAUCAUCUAUAACUCGCAGUUUAUAAAAAGCACUCUGUUACGGAAGGACGAAAUCGAGCUUCUUGACUCAGCAGAAUAUUUCUUGAAUGACUUGGAACGAAUUAGUGGUACCGAUUAUCGAGCUAAUGAAAUGGACGUGAUCAGGGCUCGAGUACCGACGUCUGGUAUCAACGAGAUUGAAUUUAGCUACAAGCAUGUCAUACUGAGAAUGGUCGACGUUGGUGGUCAACGAUCAGAGCAACGGAAAUGGAUUCAUUGUUUUGAUAAUGUUAGUGGUGUAUUAUUCAUUGCUGAAAUAUCUGCUUAUAAUCUAAUCGAAGAUGACGGUGAAGUACGAAAGAACCGCUUGAAAUACAGUAUGCAUUUAUUCAAACGUGUUGCCAAUAAUCGGUGUUUUGGAAAGAAAACUGCGAUGAUACUAUUUCUAAAUAAAAUCGACAUUUUUAAACGGAAACUGCUGACGACGUCGAUAAAAACAUGUUUCAAGGAUUAUAAAGGAGCUCAGGUCUUUGAAGAAUCUGCCCAGUACGUAAAAGACCGAUUUCAACGGCUAGUCAGUUCCGAAAUCCAAUACGAAAAGCCACUAUACGUGCAUUUUACGAAUGCGACCGAUACGAGGAAUAUCGAUCGAGUUUUUGAAUCGUGUCUAGAUGUUGUAUUUAAGAUCAGUAUGGAAAAAGUCGGGUUCAUGUAA